This is a messenger RNA of Tarenaya hassleriana, 1651 nucleotides long. RefSeq lists its product as uncharacterized. The record is from RefSeq and is a predicted model, not a curated record. The transcript has 6 exons. Bases 341 to 1474 code for a protein of 377 amino acids. Lineage: Eukaryota; Viridiplantae; Streptophyta; Magnoliopsida; Brassicales; Cleomaceae.
CACCGGCCGGCGGGCGACCUCCACCGUGGGCUUCCGUUCCAGAUUCGGACAUCAUGCGCACGGCGACGGAGAGAGGAGAAGGUAUUUGGUGAGAUGCCUUAUUUCACUGCUUCUCUUUUGCACCAUUCCGAUGGUUUUUCAUCUGCCUCUCCGUAGUAAUUAUGAGAUGUGGAAUUAAUUAUUAUAAGAGCAAGAGUUGGAUGUGAAUAAAAAGGAAGGGAGCGGAGAGAUUCAGAUUCAUAUUAUAAACUCGGACGGUCCCAUUGUAUUUUUUACCACUCGCGAAUAUCCGAAAUUGCGUCGAACCCUUCCUUAUUCACCUCCUCGGACCUCUGCGACGAUGGAGGCGUCCGAGCAGAGAUCGGCACCCGGAGUUCUUGUGGUUGGAUCCUCCGGCGUCGGCAAGCGUACCCUCCUCUCUCGACUUCUCUCGGUGGACUUGGAUGAUUCCUUGGACGCAUCUGAGAUUGCAGUUCAAGGGUGGAGCAUCAACACCAAGUAUUACACUGCUGAUGUCUCCGUGUGGACUGCGCAUCUUGGCCAUGAUUUCUCUCUACCCUCCUCCACCCCUCUGGUUGCGUUGGUUAUGGUCUUCGACUUGAGUGAGCCCUCCACUCUUGCUGCUCUUCAAGACUGGGUUUCCCGUACUGACAUUAAGACAUUUGAUAUCUUGCUCUGCAUUGGGAACAAAGUUGAUCGUCUCCCUCACCACCCGGCUCAUCUCGAGUACAGAAGACGCCUUUUGAAGGCCAAUCUCGACGAUCAAUUUGGCAUCUCUGACACUGAAGGAACUGGUUUGUUGGGAGGCGAGGACCCCUCCCUAGACGUCAGGGCAACUUGCCUAGAUUGGUGCCGUGACAACAAUAUCGAGUUCAUCGAAGCUUGUGCAUCUAAUCACGAUUUUGACAAAUGUCUGUCGGUUGAUGGAGAUUCUCAAGGGGUUGAACGUUUAUUCGGUGCCCUUUCAGCGCAUAUGUGGCCUGGAAUGCUUCUCAAAUCGGGUGAUAAGAUAAAUGAACCUGUUUUACCCGACGGUGAAGGAGAAGUAUCAGAAGAAGAAUCAGAAUACGAGCUGGAGUAUGAAGUGCUAUCGGUAGGAUCAGCUGAGCCAUGGGAGGAUGUUUGUGAGAGAUGGGUCUCUGCUAGUGAAACUCCUUCAACUUCAGAAGUUAUUCUUGUAGAUGACAACGGCGAGAAGCUGAAGGAAUCUAGCGAGAAGGAGCAAGGCCCAUCAGCUUCAAGGAUGCAACCACAGAAUGAUAUUGACAAUGAAGAAGGAAGAGUUGAGAAAGCAGAGAUGGAAAAGUUGUACGAGUUUGAAGACCUGGAGCAGCUGAUGUCAGAAAUAGGGAACAUACGUGACAACUUGAGGUUGAUGCCUGAUUUCCAGAGGAGGGAAAUGGCGGCUAAUCUGGCCAUGAAAAUGGCUGCCAUGUUUGGAGGCGACAGCGACAAUGAGGAUGGGCAUGACUGAAGCCUCAUAAGACUAUGGGUUGCAAGAACUUCAUUUAUCAUUCGCGAUUCCUGUUACGAAGCCUUUUGCCAUGCGCUGGGUUUCUUUUAGCACGGUUACUCGUACUUUGGUUUUGCUGUCACCACACGCAAUUCAGUGUCACAGAACAAAAUACUCAAUCAUAUUAGUUUGGUGUUA